This is a messenger RNA of Eimeria necatrix, 393 nucleotides long. RefSeq lists its product as hypothetical. The coding region runs from base 1 to 393 and encodes 130 amino acids. The transcript has a single exon. Lineage: Eukaryota; Apicomplexa; Conoidasida; Eucoccidiorida; Eimeriidae. The record is from RefSeq and is a predicted model, not a curated record.
AUGUUUGUACAGAGUAUUCGUAGUUGCUUAGAGAUGAGCAGUCGCAGCCCCAAAGGGCGGAGCAGACACAGGGUUCUGCUGAGCAGCAGCAGCAGCCGCUGCAGCUGCCGCAGCAGCAGCUGCUGCUGCUGCUCCCCGCUGCGUCAGGCGCCUCCGCAGCAGGCGGAAUCUGCUGCUCUGCUGCAGAAGCUUUAUAUUCACUUGCUGCGCCGCGUGGGGCGCUGCGUGCUGCAGCAGCAGGCAGGAAGCCUCGUUGUGGCUGUGUGUCUUGUUGUGUUGCUGCUGGUUGUUCAGGGCCGCCCUUUGCACUUCAGUACGCAGUGGGAGCUGCAGCAGCAGCAGCAAGGUCGACAGGAACGACGACGGCAGCAGCAGCAGCAGCAGCAGCAGUAG